ACCAAGAAGAAGAUUUUCCUCCUUUGGUAGAGGGAACAUGGCAGCAAAUAGAGGAGUGGGGACCCUCUUCCUGGUCCUCCUGCUGUCCAGCUGGCCAGAGACCAACUUGCAGCCGAUAAACACAUCCUCAGGCCCAACUACUGGAGGGUCAAUCAGCUUGAAAACUCAAGACCUGCGUGCAGUGGUCGGUAAGAACCCCUGGUGCCAAACAUCUGGGCCAUGGGGAGGCUGUGCCGCGACGGAUGAGAUUCUAGUCCAAGAGAUUUUGGAAAGAAACAAAUCAAAACUUCCUGACACAUACAGAACAGCAUCAACACUAUCGAGGGUCCACACAGAAAAAAAGAAGAGAAUACUGGUGAGAUUCCGUACCUCACUAUCCCUGAGAACAGCCAGGAGCCACAGGCCUCUCCUCAAGAUUAAUACACAGGUGAAACAGAAUCUGACAGCAUUGUUGGGAAGUGACAGAAACAGGAGGUGGGGCCUGGCUGGAAGGGGCCAAUCACAGGAUGUGACCUUGGGAUUGACAUCCUGGGUCUUCUGUGCUUGUCUGCUUCUGACUGUCAUGUGUCAGCUCUUCUCUGCCAGGACACCUCUGCCUCAACAUGGGCCUUACCCUGGGCAAUAGAGCCAGCUGACCAUGGAUGGGACCUCUGAA
Fukomys damarensis (Damara mole-rat) is the source of this 655-nucleotide messenger RNA. RefSeq names its product sperm acrosome-associated protein 7. The transcript is spliced from 5 exons. Gene Ontology annotation, cellular component: acrosomal vesicle. The record is from RefSeq and is a predicted model, not a curated record. NCBI's taxonomy places the organism in Eukaryota, Metazoa, Chordata, Mammalia, Rodentia, Bathyergidae. The coding region runs from base 38 to 625 and encodes 195 amino acids.